AAUAAGCUCUAUCUGAAGAAGCCGAUAAGAUCCACUCCACCGCUUCCCCUCCCCUCUCCCACUCUUCUUCUUCUUCUUCUUCCUCCUCCUCUUCCUUUGAUGGAAGCAAUCGGGUCUCAAUCCAUCCUCUCUUUCUCCUCCAAUCUCUGCAAAAGGAAAGUACCUCUCAGUUCACAUGCGUACUGCGUUAAGUUUAAGAGCAAUCAAAGAUUGGAGAUAGUUUGUCGGGGCAUGUUAGCGCCUCGAAAGUUCCUGCGAAGGAGAAAGAAAGAGGAGGUCUUUAAGGAUGCCGCUGAUGAAGCUGAGCAGAAGAGCUGGAGAAAGAUGAUGAAAGAGAUCGAAGAGUCGGGCUCCGCCGUGUCAAUUCUGAGGACGCAAAGAAGCAGGAGGGAAUCACUUCCAAGAGAUCUUGUUCUCGGUACGCUCGUGAGAUUUAAGCAGCUAAAGAAAUGGAAUCUUGUUAGUGAGAUUCUUGAAUGGCUUAGAACACAACACUGGUGGGACUUUAGUGAGAUGGAUUUUCUAAUGCUUAUCACAGCUUAUGGUAAGCUCGGUGAUUUCAAUAGGGCGGAAAGGGUGUUAAAAUAUAUGGGUAAGAAGGGUUACCCACCAAGUGUCAUAUCUCACACUGCUUUGAUGGAAGCGUAUGGAAGGUCUAGGCAAUACAGCAAAGCUGAAGCCAUAUUUCGAAGGAUGCAGUCAUUGGGUCCUGAACCUUCACCAUUGACAUACCAAAUCAUCCUAAAAACUUUUGUUGAGGGCGACAAAUUCAAGGAAGCUGAAGCAGUUUUUCAAAGCCUUCUGAAUGACGAAAGAUCUUCUUUUAAGCCGGAUCAGAAGAUGUUUCAUAUGAUGAUAUACAUGUACAAGAAAGCAGGCAACUUUGAUCAAGCUCGAAAAUUAUUUAGACAGAUGGCUGAGAGCGGAAUACCGCGAUCAACUGUGACAUUUAAUAGCCUCAUGUCUUUUGAAACAGAUUACAAGGAGGUCUCAAAAAUAUAUGACCAGAUGCAAAGAGCUGGACUUAAACCAGAUGUUGUGAGCUACGCACUGCUCAUUAGUGCUUAUGGGAAAGCAAGGAGAGAAGACGAAGCAUUAGCAGUUUUUGAAGAGAUGCUUGAUGCUGGAGUCAGGCCAACUCGCAAAGCAUAUAACAUCUUGCUUGAUGCCUUUGCUAUAUCUGGAAUGAUGGAGGAAGCUCGGACUGUUUUCAAGAGUAUGAGAAGAGACAGGUGUGAACCUGACCUCUGUUCUUACGCGACCAUGCUAUCUGCAUAUGUCAAUGCAUCUGAUAUGGAUCAGGCGGAGAAAUUCUUCCGUCGAAUUAAAGAAGACGGAUUGAAACCGAACACUAUCGUUUAUGGAACUCUGAUGAAAGGGUAUGCGAAGUUGAAUAAUCUUGAGAAGGUGAUGCGGGUCUAUGAGAGAAUGCGAGUUCAAGGUGUUGAACCGAACCAAACCAUAUUCACUACAAUAAUGGAUGCUCAUGGUAAGAAUGCAGAUUUUGGGAGCGCCAUUGUAUGGUUUAAGGAGAUGAGCGCUCGUGGAUUCCCACCUGACCAAAAGGCAAAGAACAUCCUUCUCUCUCUAGCUAAGACUGAAGAGGAAAAACACGAAGCCAAUGAGCUAGUGGGAAAUAAUGCAGAUCAAAUAGAAGCGAAAUUUGAUGAGUUUACGAAGUUUGAGAAUGAUGAUGAUGUUGAUGAUGAGCACGAAGACGAAUUAAGUGAUGGAGAAACGGAAGAUUUGGAGGUCCAACAAGUUGCUAGUGAUUUUGAAUCUGGCUUCAGCUAUGAUGAUGAUGAUGAGGAUGAUGAUGUCGAUGAUGAUGAUGAUGAUGAUCAUGCAGGAGAGUUGAGCUUUGUUUCUACUAAAGAGAAACCGAAGCUAGUAAAUGUCAAUUGACGUCUAGAAUCUGGAGCUGUAAAUUUUUUAUGAGCUAUUUUAUGUACGAAUAUACAAAGGUAAAUUUCGAUAUCUUCUAAUAUUCUUGUUGGACAGUUGGUAAGUGCUUCUUUCUAGCCAUAAUGAAUGAUCUUAAAAAGCUAUUAUUUUCUUGUA
Messenger RNA from Ananas comosus (pineapple), 2061 nucleotides. RefSeq names its product pentatricopeptide repeat-containing protein At3g59040. Gene Ontology annotation, molecular function: protein binding. The record is from RefSeq and is a predicted model, not a curated record. Bases 100 to 1905 code for a protein of 601 amino acids. NCBI's taxonomy places the organism in Eukaryota, Viridiplantae, Streptophyta, Magnoliopsida, Poales, Bromeliaceae. The transcript is spliced from 7 exons.